Messenger RNA from Pygoscelis adeliae (Adelie penguin), 1053 nucleotides. It is a transcript of the gene DYNLRB1, whose product is annotated as dynein, light chain, roadblock-type 1. Gene Ontology annotation, cellular component: centrosome; cytoplasmic dynein complex; cytoplasm. Gene Ontology annotation, molecular function: dynein intermediate chain binding. NCBI's taxonomy places the organism in Eukaryota, Metazoa, Chordata, Aves, Sphenisciformes, Spheniscidae. Gene Ontology annotation, biological process: microtubule-based movement. The transcript has 7 exons. Bases 1 to 582 code for a protein of 193 amino acids. The record is from RefSeq and is a predicted model, not a curated record.
AUGAAUGUAUGGAACUGUUUUGAGGAGCAGCUGCGUGUUACCCGAGUGUCGGUGUCCUGCUUGCCGCGGUGCGAUGCUGGAAGCAGCAGCAUCCCGUUCCAGCAGAGAAUGGAUUCCGGCCGGGGGGGCACCAAAUGCUGCGGUUACUGUGACACCCCCGAUCCUCUCCGAAGGCGGGCUGAGCUUCAUCCUUCCCGUGCUCCCAGGGGCAGAAGGCACCCUUACCCCUCCGCCGUGAGUUCCCGGGGGGGGAGGGCAGCAGGCAACCGGCUGUUCAGUAGCCUGUGGAACCUGGCUGAGGUGGAAGAAACGCUGAAGCGAAUUCAGAGCCAAAAAGGAGUGCAAGGAAUCAUUGUUGUUAAUUCUGAAGGUAUUCCUAUCAAAAGUACUAUGGACAACUCCGCAACGAUUCAGUAUGCGGGCCUCAUGCACAGCUUCAUCAUGAAGGCAAGGAGCACUGUGCGAGACAUUGAUCCCCAGAAUGACCUCACGUUCCUGCGGAUCCGCUCCAAGAAAAACGAAAUCAUGGUUGCACCAGAUAAAGACUACUUCCUGAUUGUCAUCCAGAAUCCAACUGAAUGAUUACGCUGACUUGGUCUGUUUUUUUCCCUUUGCCCAACUGUUUUUUUUUUUUUAUUUAAUGGUAAAGAAUAGAGCAUUAGUGUUAACUCUGCUGUGCCACUUCAAUAAUGUCUGGAAAAACAAAAGCAGGUGUUUUUGUUGUUUACAAACAGAAAAAGUGGCUUUUUCUUUUGUAUCACAAGUCGUUUUGAGGAGCAGUUGGUGAAUUAGCAUCAGGCAGUAAAAAUGCAAGAGAUUCUUUUAAUAGUUAAGAAGAUAAUAUAAUAAAAUUCUAAUAAUGUUCUAAAAAAGAUUAUUCUUUGUAUGUUUCCAUGCUUCUGUCACCACUAUUUAAGAUGCUUUUACACUAUUACUUUUGAAUGACUGUAAAUAUGAAACUUGCCUAUCCUCUAGUUCUGUCUUACUCUGUUGGUUUUACAAGUUACUUUGAAAAAGUCUGGCCAUAUCAAAUUAAAAAGUGUCAUCACUGAC